Thlaspi arvense is the source of this 1047-nucleotide messenger RNA. The record is from the annotation of a GenBank genome assembly. Lineage: Eukaryota; Viridiplantae; Streptophyta; Magnoliopsida; Brassicales; Brassicaceae.
AUGCCCAGAGCAUCAGUUUGUGGUGCGGGGGAUAGUGCAGCCUACCAAAGGACUUCUGUUUAUGGGGAUGAUGUAGUCAUAGUAGCUGCUUAUCGAACGCCAAUUUGCAAGUCGAAGAGGGGUGGUUUCAAGGAUACUUAUCCAGAUGAUUUACUCACCCCUGUUCUAAAGGCAGUUGCUGACGUGGCUGCAGCUAUCAAAGCUGGCUUUUAUGAUAUUGGCAUUGGUGCUGGUUUGGAGUCCAUGACAACAAAUCCAAUGGCAUGGGAAGGAUCAGUUAAUCCUAGAGUCAAGACAAUGGCGCAAGCCCAAGAUUGCCUACUUCCAAUGGGCAUUACUUCAGAAAAUGUUGCACAUCGUUUUGGUGUAACAAGGCAGGAGCAAGACCAGGCUGCAGUCGAGUCACACAGAAAAGCUGCCGCUGCAACUGCUACUGGUAAAUUUAAGGAGGAAAUAAUCCCUGUGGCUACCAAGAUUGUAGAUCCUAAAACUGGAGAUGAGAAACCUGUUACCAUAUCUAUUGAUGAUGGAAUUCGGCCAAAUGCAUCAUUGUCAGAUCUGGCAAAACUGAAGCCUGUAUUUAAGAAAGAUGGGACUACUACUGCUGGGAAUUCUAGUCAAGUGAGUGAUGGUGCUGGAGCAGUGCUCCUGAUGAGGCGAAGUGUUGCAAUGCAAAAAGGAUUACCGAUUCUUGGACAAGCCUCAAGGAGUUGCUGCUCAUGCUUUAUGGAAGUCAUUACUAAUGCUUUUGCAUCCCAAUUUGUGUACUGUCGUAAACAACUGGAUCUUGACCCAGAAAAGAUCAAUGUUAAUGGAGGUGCUAUGGCUUUCGGGCAUCCUUUGGGUGCAACAGGAGCACGCUGUGUUGCCACAUUACUGCAUGAAAUGAAGCGCCAAGGUAAAGACUGCCGCUUUGGCAUUGUGUCUAUGUGCAUAGGCACGGGAAUGGGGGCUGCUGCAGUAUUUGAAAGAGGUGACUGUGUUGAUGAACUCAGCAGUGCACGCAAGAUUGAGACCAAUAAUCUUCUCUCCAAAGAUGCUAAAUGA